CUUUCUCUCUCUUCUCUCAACCUCCCAAAUUCACUCCCUGUUUCAUUGGCCCGCCCUUCCACUUCCAGAUCCAGAAAACGAAAAAACAAAGAGUUCGACUGCCCAUUUGAGAGAUCGAUUCCCACUGUUGACUGUUCCCCUGUUUCAUCCCCGAGGAAUCCAAAUAAACAAACCUCUUCUCUCGUUUGUCUUACCAUUUUAUAAUCAUCAAAGACAGCUUUGCGGGAACCCCUACGUGCUGGUCCAAUCAAUGUUAACGAAAAACCUCAAAAAGAUGGUCCAAGUUGCUUCCUUUUCUCUCUUUCUUUCCCCAUUUUCCCUCCAUUUGUUCCUUUCCUCUGUGCUUAUCACCCUGUUUCCUUCCCAAGAUACUUCCCUCAGUUGCAUCGCCCGAAUAUUCAGAACCCUCCUUAUUAUUUCUUUUUCCGUUCUUUUUAGUGCUCCAUUUUCUUGUCCCCCUCGACCCUGUAAUGCUCUGCUCGUCUCCACCUUUGAGAAAAAAUGUCACAUGUUGUUAAUAGGACUGCUUGGGACGAUAUUUCUUGACAAAGUUGACUUUCUCGAGAAAAUUUCCUCACUUUCUCUCCUACCCAUUGCUGCUGGCAACGACUGCUUUCAUGGGUAGUCCCCAUUUUCUCUCUUUCUCCGCCGCAGUAGCAUCAUCAUCAUCACCUACGACAACCAAACCCUUUUCCGCCGCUUCCCUUUUCUCAUUUCUGGAUUAAACGGAUUUUCGACAAUCUCAAUAGGCGCGGAGGAGUUGUUGAUGGAACAGUUUCAAUUGAAGAAAACUCUUCCUUUCAGAUUUUAGUUUUCUUUUUUCCUUCUUCUUUUUCGUGUUUGGUUCCGAGUGGAGUCUUCUCCUUUGUAUUUGAUUUGACUGAAUGAGAGAGCAUUGCAUUGUUCUUCAAGAUAUGAGAAUGACCAACCAAGACCACAGAAAGCGGUCUUUCCUGCAGAAGAUAUUCUCGUCCAGGGAGGUGAUUGUGACGAGAUCGAGUGGAGACCCAUUCAAUUCUUCCCCUGAGUCUUCAAGAUGCCUGUAAUCUGCUCUAGAAAAGUUGGUCCAGUCCAUGGUUUUGUUGGAUUCCUUGGGAAGCCACUAAGAACAAUCUUCCAAUUCCUGAGUGUUUUCUGGCCUAAAUUUUCCUUGCUCAAUCGUCCUGUUUCAUCAUCAGAAAGGCGGACCGGUUCAGCGCUUGAGGCUCUUUUUUCAAACCAUUUGACUUCACGGAUGCCAAAUCACCAGACCGCAGAAGAACCAUUUAGAAUUUUUGUGGCAACAUGGAAUGUGGGAGGGAAAUCUCCCCACAGCGGGCUCAAUCUGGAUGAUAUUCUCCAAGUCCACAACCAGGCAGACAUAUAUGUCUUAGGCUUUCAGGAAAUUGUUCCAUUAAAUGCUGGGAAUGUUCUUGUGGCAGAGGAUAGUGAGCCUGCUGCAAAAUGGCUUGCUCUUAUCAACCAAUCUCUGAACAGAUCAUACGCUGUAGGUUCAAAAGGCUCAAAGCCCUUUGCAUCACUUGGAAACCCGCUUCCAUUUCAGAGGCCUUCUCUGAGGAAGGUUUGCAAGAGCUUCAGGACCGAGAGUUUACGCCGCCUCAAGACCUGCAACUGCAGUCAUGUGAUGGACAGGAAGAUCAACAAGGACUCCUGCCUUUGGUGCCCUCAGACGAACCUAGGGGAUGACGGAUUGUCAUCGGAAGAGGAGGAGGAUGGACUCAAUGGCUUUGGAUCUUUGGAUAUUGUUGCUAAUGGUGACAAUCACUUGAGAUACAGUCUUAUUGUGGGGAAGCAAAUGGUUGGGAUUUUUCUCACUGUUUGGAUGAAGAAAGAGCUUGUUCAAUAUGUUAGUCACUUGAAAGUUUCUUACAUUAGUCGUGGAAUCAUGGGUUGCCUUGGUAACAAGGGUUGCAUAUCUGUGAGCAUGUCUUUCCAUCAGACGACCUUUUGCUUCAUCUGCAGUCACUUGGCAUCAGGGGAGAAAGAAGGAGAUGAGCUGAGGAGGAAUUUGGAUGUGAUCGAGAUACUAAAGAACACUCAAUUCCCCAGGACUUGCAAAUCACCCUAUAGCAACUUACCCGAGAGAAUCAUCCAACACGACCGGAUCAUAUGGCUCGGUGACCUCAACUACAGAAUAGCUCUCAAUUAUUCGGAAACUCGAAAGCUCCUCGAACGGAAUGACUGGAAUGCACUCUUUGACAAAGAUCAGCUGAAGAUUGAGAGGGAAAAAGGUAAAGUGUUCAAGGGAUGGAAAGAGGGGAAAAUCUACUUCGCUCCAACUUACAAAUACUCCUGGAACUCAGACAUUUAUUCUGGAGAAACUGCAGACUCCAAAAACAAAAGAAGAACUCCAGCUUGGUGUGACAGAAUACUCUGGCAUGGGAAUGGGAUGCAGCAGAUGUCGUACGUGAGAAAGGAGUACCGGUUCUCGGAUCACAGACCGGUAUGUGCGACGUUCUUGGUUGAUGUAGAGACCGUGGAAGGUGCUUCGAGGAGGGCAUCAUCCGCGUAUCACAUUUGAAAAAUGGAAAAGCUAUGUGUUUGCUGAAUUCCUGCUAACCAGAAACUUGUGGAAAUUGGAGAAAGAUAUAGAGAUACAAGUUUUAGUCUUUGUUUUACACCCCAUUUGCAUAUGUUAAAUGUUACAAAGAAAACCGUUCCCAGGGGAGAAAGAAAGAAGAGAGCAUUUCCUUUUAGUUUUGUGGGUUUCUUCUUGCCUAACUGUAUAGAUAGGAAGUGGGUGGUGGUGGGUGUUGAUAAGUGUUUUCUUCAGAGCAAAGCCUUCUGGGUCCUAGAAAUUUCAUUUGGGCAGAUUUGUAUACAUACAAUUGUGAAGAAAAAAAGGGAACUUGCAAUUUGUUUUUAAUGGUUUCAUAACAGUAUAAGAUUUGGUUUGGUCCCGUUGUGGGAGCCAUGGGCAACAAUUCCUGUAACCAAUUAGGCAAACUCUGAUUCCAGAUUCCAAGUUGAAUCCGGAAAAGAAAAUGGGACCGUCUCGGAAUCGGAAAACUGAUAAUGGCGGAGAAGUUAUCUUUCCUAUUUCCCUUUGGAUUCGGGGAAAAAAUUUGCCUAUAUAACAACAGACUCCCUACUUCUAUCAAUUCAUCCAAUCCAAUCGGCAGCCUGCAGGAUCUCUGAAAACCAUUAUUGCUUACUCCUCGCCGGCGACGCUACGAUUGGCAGCAUGGAGGCAGUUGAGCCGCAGUCGCUGAAGCGAGCGGCGCUCGAUCUAUCCUCUCCGACAUCCCUCGGCAAACGAAGUCGCGCCACAUCAGGGCCGCGAAGUUCCACGUGUCACGCACCAUGGAAGAGCUACCGGGUAAUUAGCGGUCACCAAGGGUCGGUUCGAUCCGUCGCCUUCGACCCCGGCAAUGCGUGGUUCUGUACCGGUUCGGCCGACUGGACCAUAAAGGUGUAGGACGUGGCAAGCGGGAGGCUGAAGCACACGCUCACCGGACACAUCGGUCAGGUUCGAGGCCUGGCCGUGAGCCAGACCCGCACC
This is a messenger RNA of Linum tenue, 3502 nucleotides long. NCBI's taxonomy places the organism in Eukaryota, Viridiplantae, Streptophyta, Magnoliopsida, Malpighiales, Linaceae. The record is from the annotation of a GenBank genome assembly.